Messenger RNA from Salvia splendens (bonfire salvia), 667 nucleotides. Its product is annotated as structural maintenance of chromosomes protein 6A. Gene Ontology annotation, molecular function: single-stranded DNA binding; damaged DNA binding; ATP hydrolysis activity. Gene Ontology annotation, biological process: double-strand break repair via homologous recombination. The transcript is spliced from 4 exons. Gene Ontology annotation, cellular component: Smc5-Smc6 complex; nucleus; site of double-strand break. Bases 44 to 544 code for a protein of 166 amino acids. Lineage: Eukaryota; Viridiplantae; Streptophyta; Magnoliopsida; Lamiales; Lamiaceae. The record is from RefSeq and is a predicted model, not a curated record.
ACCAAAGAGAAUUUGUGCCCGCGCAGAAUACUCUUGUGUUCUGAUGGAGCCCUCCUCUCUCUUCCCCGACGACCCCUCUCGCAGGUCGAAACGCCCGCAAGCCGGUAUAAUCUCUAGAAUCCAUCACGAGAACUUCAUGUGCCACAGCAAUCUCGACAUCGACUUCGGAGACUUUGUUAACUUCAUCACCGGUCAAAAUGGGAGUGGAAAGAGCGCAAUAUUAACGGCACUUUGUGUAGCAUUCGGGUGCCGAGCUCGUGGUACGCAGAGAGCGAAUACUCUUAAGGAUUUUAUCAAAACUAGCUGCAGCUCUGCACUUGUUCAAGUUGAGAUAAAAAAUCAAGGUGAAGAUGCUUUUAAGCAUGAAUUGUAUGGAGAUGUCAUCAUUGUGGAGCGUAAAGUUACAGAAUCAGCUAGUGGAGGCAUCACAUCAAGAAACAAUCAAGGUAGGAAAAUUGGCACCAAGAAAGAGGAUCUUCGUGAGCUUGUAGAUUACUUUAAUGUCAGUACUACAAACUUUUUCAAUGCAUUUUUUGAUUCAUGAAAGAUGAAUUGAUUCUGCUGCAAAUUUUUUUAUGUAAUUUUACUUCUUUUAUAACUUAGGGAAGCUAUCCUUUGGGUUUGAUAUGAACAAGUUAUUGACUUGGUUAUUUGUCCCUUAUCUGAG